CGAAUGGUCACUUACUAUAGUGUUAUUGUUUUCAUUUGUUUGAGUUGCUCGCCGGCAAAAUGAACUUCUGCAGCAUCGGUGAAUUUCAAGUGAUUUUACAGCAAUAUAAAUUUAGGUCACAUAAAAUAUUGUGUACAAUCAAAAUAUUACCGGAUGUUGUAAAGUUAUACAAAUAUAAAGAGCCGGAAAAUGAUUACAACUGGAUGACAGCGGCGCGUUGGAGCAGAUUGGAGAGCUGUUUGCAAAGAACAUUGGCAGACAUUGGUAACUGGAAGCGUGAAGCAUGCAAGCUAAAAGUCAACAUGCAAGUUGACAAUUUUAAGGUUUCAAUAAAGGCAACACAGCAGUAUUUGCCCGCAUCAGAGAAGCUGCUGAACGAUGAUGAGUUAUCGAAAGUGAACUUAGGCCUUGAGAUAGUGCUGCAAUACAUGUCGCACGAGGAUAUCAUUAUCCAGAGUAACGAGAGAGUGCCAUUUAAACGAACUCAAUUGGAUGCUGAGGGAAGAAACAAUUCAACCUCACGGUCUAGUAAGACGAUGGAAAGCGAGCUGCAGAGCAGCCAAAAAGCUUCAUCGUCGAGAAAAAUACCACCAUCGUCAUUAUCCUCCCGAGACCGAAGAUCGAUGUCGCUAGAUAGUAAACAACAAAAGAUCUCGGAGUCAAUCACCCAAAGUGAACACAUGUCGCGUGAAACGCGAUCAAAGCGCUUAAAGAGUCCGCGUUCAAGGUCAAAUUCUAGAGAAGCAAAGCAAGAACGUCGCUCACCUCGUUCUCCAAUAAAGACAGAUCGUUACAGGGAAUAUGUCAUGAGCAAAGAAAAGUCAAGUAAGCACAAGAUAAAAGAUUCCGUACAAAAAGAUGACUCUAGUUCAAAAAAAAUAAAAACCAUAAAACCUUCACCAAUUGUGCAACUCAAUGGAGAAGCUCUUCGGAAAAUCAACGAAAUGCUCGAUGUUCCCAAGCCACGUAAAGUAGAUAUACUACUACUGGAGGACAUGGACGAGGCAACAGUUUUGAACACAUUUGAGAAAUAUCGGGUUAACUUUGAUCAGGUAUUCGAGGAAAGGCAGCAUAAGUUUCAAACCACAAAUUACCUGUCCAUUGAUCAUUGCCAUAUUAUGCAUAUCUUAAAUGAAACUAUACGUUCCAACAUGAUUAAGAAACUCGGUGAAGUUUACUGCAAAUCUGGCCCGCAUGGAACUCUUAUUAUAAACGCUUUAUUACCACUUUGGAUAAUUCGUUUGUUUAUGGACAAAUAUCAAUUUACUGAGGAUGAGGCAGUACGUCAAAUUGCAGACCAAUUGAAAUAUAGCACCUAUCAAAAUGCUCUAAAGAAUGAGCCACUUUGCUUGCAUUGAAAGUGGCUCAGCAAAUAUUAUUAUUGUUGUAAAACCACGGUUGCCACUUCAAAAAUUUUUAACGAGCCAAAAAAAAGAUUAAAAAUUAGCCAAUUUUAAUAAAAAAGACCCAAAUUUUUAUUUAACAUU
Drosophila nasuta is the source of this 1487-nucleotide messenger RNA. RefSeq lists its product as uncharacterized. Bases 60 to 1358 code for a protein of 432 amino acids. Lineage: Eukaryota; Metazoa; Arthropoda; Insecta; Diptera; Drosophilidae. The record is from RefSeq and is a predicted model, not a curated record. The transcript is spliced from 7 exons.